GACCCAUCUGUCGUACCAAUAAAGGCUGUAAAAGAUCUGGCUAAUCCACAAAUCUGUGAUAGACUUAACGAAUUAACGCCAAAAAAUGGUAAUAUUGGACCUGUUGCGAACGCUUUUGAUCGUUACUGUGAUUAUGAUGACUGCGACGCGGAUUUGAGCGAGCAGAUGGCUCUACUCUCAAGACGGCUUGCGUUCUAUGGAGGUCCUGAACUGAGCACUGCAUCUAUAGAUCGUUUGAUCACGCAAAGCACUAUAAUCAUCGAGUGGAUGUUUGAAAAUGCGGACUCGCAAAUAAAUGACAGUAUCGAACAAACGCGUCUGGGCAAGUGGGGUUCUAUGGGUGACUUCUUAGCAUGUACUCACGACAUAAUUGAGAAACAAUACAAGUUGAACUGA
Messenger RNA from Anisakis simplex (herring worm), 396 nucleotides. The record is from the annotation of a GenBank genome assembly. NCBI's taxonomy places the organism in Eukaryota, Metazoa, Nematoda, Chromadorea, Rhabditida, Anisakidae.